Anopheles coustani is the source of this 2156-nucleotide messenger RNA. It is a transcript of the gene Pus7, whose product is annotated as pseudouridylate synthase 7 homolog. The transcript has 3 exons. Lineage: Eukaryota; Metazoa; Arthropoda; Insecta; Diptera; Culicidae. Gene Ontology annotation, molecular function: RNA binding; pseudouridine synthase activity. The record is from RefSeq and is a predicted model, not a curated record. Gene Ontology annotation, cellular component: nucleus. Bases 48 to 2141 code for a protein of 697 amino acids. Gene Ontology annotation, biological process: pseudouridine synthesis.
ACUCUUUAUUUUCCUUGCACACUUUUUGAUCAUUUGUAUUUUUCGCAAUGAAUCGAGGAAGAUUCAAUCACGGUAAAAGAAGAUCAGGUCCUUUCAAUAAAGGCGCCCCGUAUGGAGGGAGAGAUCGCCAGCCAAAAACUCAUACGGUUCGAACGUCGUACAUUUCGGAAAAAGAUAUUCACUGUACGGAGUACGUGUCCAAGUUGGAAGGUUUUCAGGGUGUUCUGAAGUCGAGAUUUUCCGAUUUCCAUGUCAAUGAAAUUGACGCUGAUGGCGUAGAGACCCUUUUGACGGUAACAGCAUUACCCAAGCCUCCCUCUCCGGAAGUUGAUGUGGCAACUGGUGAUAAUGAUCGUCCAAUCGACCCAAACGAACAGCUGAUACGGUUGAUCACAUCGGAAAAUCUGCAGCGCAUCCAGGAAAUAGUGGACGGGAAAGGCGAGCCCUCUCUAGAGGUCGAUGUGACCGAACUUUCCAAGCAGGAUCGUACGACAAUACACACUAGAGUAAAGGCCCUUUUUGGCAGCGCUGUUGUUGGGUCGACGGUAACACGUGACGACCGCAAGUGGAUCCGAUUUGCCAAAUACGAUAAGGCUACGGUACGCGAUCGGCGUGAAAAGUGGUUGUGGCCGCAUCCGUACACAUACUUUAUGAUGUACAAGGAAAAUCUCGACACCAUUCAGGCAACGCUGCAGCUUUCACAGAAGCUCCACUGUGCUCCGUCCGUGCUGACGUACGCCGGUACGAAGGAUCGCCGGGCCAAAACUACCCAGUGGAUGUGCAUCAAAACACGAGAACCGUCGAAGAUCGCCGCAGCCGCUCGGGGUCUACCGAACAUCAGCGUGGGAAAUUUCACAUUCAAACCAACCACCCUCAAGCUUGGCAUGCUGCAGGGAAACCGGUUCCGUAUCGCCCUGCGUCAAGUAACGGCAGAGGACCAAAUUAUCAACGCAUCGAUGGAGCAUUUGCGCGACAAAGGUUUCAUCAACUACUACGGUUUGCAACGGUUUGGUAAUUGCGCAUCCGUGCCGACCUAUCGCGUGGGAAUCGAGCUGCUAAAGGGAAGCUGGAAGGAAGCUUGCGAUCUAAUAUUGCAACCGAGAGAAGAUGAACCUCACUACAUGCAAAAAAUGCGCUCCGUAUGGCAACAAACUCAAAACGCUGAGGAAGCACUGAAAACGUUGCACUCAACGAAUAAAUCGGUUGAGGCGCAGCUUUUGCAUUGGCUUGCGAACCACGGAAACAAGGACUACAUUGGUGCGAUCGAACAUCUGCCUAGAAAUGUGCGAUUGCUUUACAUGCACGCGUAUCAGAGUUUGAUUUGGAAUCGUGUGGCUUCACGACGGAUACGUGAGUACGGGUUUGAACCUCGGGAAGGCGAUUUAGUGUAUCUCGACAAAACCGUUGAGGCUACCGCCCAACAAGAGGCCUCUGCCGUUGCAGUGGACGAAGAUUUAAAUAAUCUAGAGGUGUACGAAGCACAGCCGAGCGAAGACGAUCAACCAUUGAAUGAGGAAGAGGAGAACGGAUCUAGCGAUCCCUCGCCGUUCAAGAGCCUGGUUCGACCUCUCUCAGCAGACGACAUAGCUUCCGGAAGGUACACCAUGUUCGAUAUUAUUCUUCCGCUGCCCGGGCACGACAUUACUUAUCCGGACAACGAGUGUGCCCGCUGGUAUGAAGAAGCGCUCGGUGAAGAAUCGUUAUCAUCGGAGAAAUUAAAACGAAAGUCUAAAAAACAUUCACUCACUGGGGCAUACCGAAAGCUAUUCGUUCGUCCGGAGCGCAUGGAUUGGAAAAUCGUACACUAUGAAAAGCCGACGGACACGCUCAUCCUUUCGGACGUGGAGAAAAUGAAGAAUGUUCCCGAGCCACCGUUUGCAUCGUGGGCAGAAAAGGAACAUUCACUUAAGGCCGUGAUUAUGGACUUCCGCCUACCAACAUCUACAUAUGCCACCAUGGCGUUGCGAGAAAUCCUGAAGGCUGACACUUCCGCCAGUAACCAGCGUACGUUGGAUAAGUCGGGACAGGAAAACACCGCCGAGUCGUUCGUGGCUACCGAGCUGGAUGCAAAGAAGGAAUCAAGCGAUGUUAAACCGGAUGACGAACCGGUGUGCAAAAUGGCAAAAAUAUUCCCAGAAUAAAUUAUUUUCUGUACC